Messenger RNA from Colius striatus (speckled mousebird), 8480 nucleotides. RefSeq names its product tensin 3 (gene TNS3). Bases 30 to 4316 code for a protein of 1428 amino acids. The record is from RefSeq and is a predicted model, not a curated record. Lineage: Eukaryota; Metazoa; Chordata; Aves; Coliiformes; Coliidae. Gene Ontology annotation, biological process: dephosphorylation. Gene Ontology annotation, molecular function: phosphatase activity; protein binding. The transcript is spliced from 28 exons.
CGCAGGGCAGAGCCCCGGGGCAGCGCCCGAUGGGCGGCCGGGCGAGCCUGGCGAGCCGCGGGAGGGAGCCGCGGGCCCAGCCUCGACGUCGCUCGGCGCAAGAAGAGGCCGAGACGAUGAAUCAGCCUCAAGAAUCAGCUUCAAGGUCUCACACCUUCAAAAACAAGUCUUUUAAGAAAUCCAAAAUUUGUGGAAUCUGCAAACAAGUAAUUGAUAGCCAAGGCGUUUCCUGCAGAGUUUGCAAGUAUGCCUGCCACAGGAAAUGUGAAGAAAAGGUGGUGACACCCUGCUUUUUUCCAAGCAACCAUGAACUGGCUAAUAACUCUGAGGCUGUUAAAAAUCAUGUAACGAGAUCUAAUUCCAGCAGUGCUUCGAAGAACUCCUCUUCCAGUUGUGACAAAGGAUCACGAAGCACUGACUUUGAUCACAUUAUGGAGGAAGGCUAUGAACUUGACCUCACCUACAUCACAGAGCGGAUCAUCGCUGUGUCCUUCCCUGCCAGCUGUUCUGAGGAAACUUACCUCCACAAUCUACAAGAUGUAACCCGGAUGCUCAAAUCCAAGCAUGGGGACAACUACUUGGUGUUAAACCUCUCUGAAAAGAGAUAUGACCUUGCCAAGCUUAACCCAAAGAUAAUGGAUGUGGGGUGGCCUGAUCUCCAUGCUCCUCCUCUUGAUAAAGUGUGCACCAUCUGCAAGGCAAUGGAGUCAUGGCUGAACAAUGAUCCUCAACACGUGGUGGUCAUCCAUUGCAGAGGAGGAAAAGGAAGGAUAGGCGUAGUCAUAUCAUCAUAUAUGCACUUCACCACUGUUUCUGCAAGCGCUGAUCAGGCUCUGGACAGAUUUGCUAUGAAGAAAUUCUUUGAUGAUAAAGUUUCAGCUUUAAUGCAGCCAUCCCAAAGAAGAUACGUGCAUUUCUUAAGUGGCCUUCUCUCUGGAUCUGUGAAAAUGAAUGCAGCUCCUCUUUUCCUGCACUAUGUUAUCCUUCACGGCAUCCCAAGCUUCGAUGCUGGGGGAGCUUGUCGGCCUUUUCUGAAGUUAUACCAGGCUAUGCAACCAGUUUAUACAUCUGGCAUAUAUAGCGUAGGGCCAGAAAAUCAAAGCCGAAUCUGCAUUGCUGUAGACCCUGCCCAGCUGUUGAAGGGAGAUAUUAUGCUGAAGUGUUACCACAAAAAGUACCGGUCGGCGACUCGCGAUGUGAUUUUCCGCCUUCAGUUUCACACCGGAGCCAUUCACGGGCAGCGCCUGGUGUUUGGCAAAGAGGACCUGGACAAUGCCAGCAAAGAUGACCGUUUCCCUGAUUAUGGCAAAGUGGAAUUGGUCUUUUCAGGAACUCCGGAGAAAAUUCCAGGAUGUGAGCACUUCCAGAACGACCAUGGAGUGAUAGUUGAUUACAAUACCUCAGACCCGCUCAUACGCUGGGACUCCUACGAAAACAUGAGCCCUGAUGGGGACGUGCUACACACCCAGGGUCCCAUUGAUGGCAGCCUCUAUGCCAAAGUGAGAAAGAAGAGCUCUUCAGACAGCAGCAUCCCUGGUGUUGCUCAGGGUGUUUCUGUGACUGGCAGCCCUGAUCACAGCGAUCAUACCUUGUCUGUCAGCAGUGAUUCAGGACACUCGACAGCUUCCAUCAGGACAGACAAGACUGAGGAGCACCUCGUGCCGGGAGCCAAACGGGGUCUGAGCCCGCAAGAGAAGGCAGAACUGGAUCAGCUACUUAGUGGCUUUGGUCUGGAGGAUCCUGUCAACACCAACAAGGAUAUGACCGAUGCUCGAAGCAAGUACAGUGGGACUCGCCACAUAGUGCCAGCUCAAGUUCACGUGAACGGAGACACCAAACUGAAGGACAGGGAGACUGAUAUUCUGGAUGAUGAAAUGCCUAAUCAUGACCUUCACAGCGUGGACAGCAUCGGGACUUUGUCUUCCUCAGAAGGGCAGCACUCUGCCCACCUAGGGAAUUUUAGUUGCCACAAAAGCAGUCAGAACUCGCUUCUUUCAGAUGGCUUUGGAAGUAACACUGGGGAAGAGCAUCACAAUGCUUUUGCCCCAGACUUGGGAAUUAGUGUGGACCCCCUCUAUGAGAGACCAUUUGGAAGCACUGAGCCAAAGUCAACUCAGCAGUUGCAGCGGAAUCCUUCUGUGUCACCCCAGCCUCAAGCCUAUGGCCCCAGUAACUACUCUACUCAGACUUGGGUACGGCAGCAGCAGAUGGUCACUGCUCACCAAUACAGUUUUUCCCCAGAGAAUGAAAUCAGGGUUGGCAUUCAUAACGCCGUGGAGAACUCAGGCAGUGUCCUGAGCCAGUCCCGAGUCCCAGACACCCCAACACGUGGCUCCAGCAGCAGAAAUGCUGUGCAGAGGGGACUAGGAAGCGUGCCAGGUGCUACUGAAGCUGCAGAACAGGCCACUGCUGAGAGUUUUAAGUCAAGGCCAGUGCCUCAGAGUGACACAGAUGGCCUGGAUCUAGGAGAGAACACAGAGGACUUGCCAGCUUCUCCAACGCUGGAUAUUGAUCAGUCCAUUGAGCAACUGAACAGGCUGAUCUUGGAGUUAGAUCCUACAUUUGAACCUACACCAACCUGCAUCAACACUGUCACCAGGGACAGAAAUAAAGUAAACGGCUUCAGCAACCUUGAUGUAAACAUGGAAGGGCUCGGCAGGAGUCCUGGCGUCCAUGACAAACUGGAGGUGAUGAACAGGAAUCCCUCCCAGCAUGCAACAGGUGUGCAAGAUGACAGUGCAACCAGGGGAAGGAUGAGGAAGUUAAGUGUUGGGCAGUAUGACAAUGAUGUCCCUGGGCAGCCAUCAUACAGCAGGUGUGGAUGGAUGAAGUCUCCUGCUACCAACCAGGCUGUCAGUCCAGGAUCACCCAUCCCUGGUGGGGAGGCCAAGGAGAUACCUGUUGCAUGUUACCAAGAUGAAAUAGAUGGGAGAAUCUUCUCCCCAACAAAAAAUGGAAAUGAAGCUAUCCCAUCCACACCAGCUUUUCCCCUGUCCACAGAGACGUCAUAUGUAAAAACACCUCCAUUAUACCAUCAGCGGAUUCCCUCCAGCCAAAAAGUCAGCAGCCCAUCAGAGCUCUACAGAACCAGUCCUGAGUCUCGGAGUUACUCGGAGGCCAUCAGCCACGUGCUGGCGAUGUCUGACGGCGGGGUGCAUGCGGCCCCUGCUCUGCUGAGGGCCACUGACCCCUCCUUUCAGCGCUGUGUAGCAGCUUCCUGUACCAGCCCCAUCCCUGGGGAAGAAAGCUCCUCUGCACCAGAACGUCCUUGGCUGGAGAGCAGCCCUAAGGCAUCCCCGUCUCUGCAGCACCCGAUGGGGAACAGCAGGCCACCGGCAGGUUACCUCGUGCCCUCCGAGUUCCCAAACGCUGUGCAAGACGUCUCGCUCUUGUCUCAUUUACAAACUCCAGGACUGCAAGUCGUCACCCUGAGCAGCCUGGAGAGUUCACCAGCAGAGCCACAGCAGGAUGGUGCUGUCAGCAGCAGUGCCCGGGCCUACCUGAGCUACAGCGGGGGCACAAGGGGCAGCGGCUCCCCCCGAGAGCAACGACAGGCCUCCUUCGUGGCCAGUACCGGCAUCUCUCCUAAACACAUGAGCUCACCAGUGGCAAGUACUGAGGACAAUGGCUUUCUGACACAAAACUUUCUUACAGCGGCUUCUGGACACAAUAGUCAGCAUACUGCAGUUCAGCAGCACCAUGGAGGAACCCUGCACACUCAGCCGCCUCUUCCCGAGAAGAAGAGGUCCUCUGAGGGAGAGCGCUCCUUUGCUUCCGUGUCACCUUCCUCCAGUGGCUUCUCCAGCCCCCACAGUGGAAGCACAAUCAGCAUCCCCUUCCCAAACGUCCUCCCUGAUUUCUCAAAAAUGUUAGGCACUUCCCCAGUGCCAGAAAACACAUCUGAUAAACAUGUGACUGUAAAAUUUGUCCAGGACACAUCCAAGUUCUGGUAUAAGCCAGAUAUUUCAAGAGAACAAGCCAUUGCUGUUCUCAAGGACAAGGAGCCUGGGUCAUUCAUUGUUCGAGACAGCCAUUCUUUCCGGGGAGCCUAUGGGCUAGCAAUGAAAGUGGCCACACCACCUCCUUCUGUUCUACAGUUAAGCAAGAAAGUUGGAGAUCUGUCAAAUGAACUCGUAAGGCAUUUUCUGAUUGAAUGCACUCAGAAGGGGGUGCGCUUGAAAGGAUGCCCAAACGAGCCGUAUUUUGGGAGUUUGACAGCUCUGGUGUAUCAGCAUUCCAUCACUCCACUGGCAUUGCCCUGCAAGCUCCUCAUCCCAGACAGAGGCUGGGAGAAGCUGAAGCUUAGACUGGACUGAAGAAUGGUUAAAGUGAGCAAUUAAAUUUAGAAUGCUGUGUAGAACUGAACAAAGCAGUUCUUCAGCAGUGACAUUGCUUUCAUUACCGAUGAACCUCGGGAAGGUAUUUUCAGCUCACUGGUUGCACAGGUUCAUGAGCUAUGAUGUCUGCAAAAGGCAACUAAGGAGAGUGUUCAGUAGGGUUAAAUUCUCCACAAGACCACUGGGAAAUGUUUACUGUCUUAUCAAUCUGAAAUAAAAGUAAUUGAAACUAUUGGACUGUGCUUCACUUGAUGCUGCACAUUGUCAGGAAGUGUCUGGGGUCUCUGCCGUUGGAUGCUGUUUGACAGGUUCUCAGGCAUACUGCAGUCCCUGUUCUGGAAAGCUGAAUUAUCUUGCCAUGAGCUUAUUGACGUGCCAGAACCACUCUGAUGAGAUUCCCUCCAAGUGAUAUGAUGCUAUGCCCUACACCAUCUGUCACUCUGUGACAGAGGUAUUUGCAGCAGCUGUUUAGAGACAUGCUGUGCUUCUCAUCUGCUUUGUGUACAGCUCACUGAGAGACAGCUAGUGAAACAGCCUUGCUGGAGAAGUGUGGUGGUGUUCUAUCCUUCUCGUAUUGGAUGUGGUGCUCUGAGUACCACUUUGUGAUCUGAAUGUUGUCCUCAGGAGAAAUGCCACUGUGUUACUGCCUUGCACAGGGGGCUAUCCACACUCUCCCAUGGCCCUGCUUUUCAGGCUGCCAGGAGUUCUCCCCAUCUGUCCAACCAAUUAUUCCCAUUAGAGAAGGGGAAUACAUCAUUACUCCCAAAUAAUGAAUUAUAGGACAAGAGGAAACAGCCUCAAGUAGCCCCAGGGGAGGUUUAGAUUGGAGCUGAGGCAGAACUUUUUCCCUGAGAGGGUUGUCAGUCCCUGUGCCAGGCUGCCCAGGGAGAUGGGGGGGAUCCCAAAGCCAUGGAGCUGAGGUGCUGAGGGCUAUGGGUUAGUGGUGGGCUUGGCAGGAUGAGGACUCCAGCAGCUUCAAGGGCUUUUCCAACUGAAAUGGUUCUGUAAUGCUAUGGGUUGGCACUCUCUUUUAUGUUUAUCCUGCUACUGGAGCCACCAGCAAAAGUGGUGUGGGCAGCAUGCCUUUACAAGAAUGCUGCCUUACUGUCCUCACCCAGAGGGCACUUCUGAAGGGGGCAGCUGCCAAGCUGAGCAGAUCUGGAGAGCGAGCAUUGCUCCUGGCUCAUGCAGGAAUCUGCUUUGACUUCAGAAUUUGAAGUACCACUCCAGUGCUGUAAUCAAGCAGGAAUGUGUGGCUGAGGGGAUGGCAAGCCUCUGUGAGGCUGUGCCAGCAUUGAGCACGUGUUGGCCUUUCUGACUGCCAGUGCUGGUGAUGUUUCUUGUGGCUGACAGACAGGUGAAAAAAACAAGGAGAAGGGAUUUUUGUAGAACUUCCCCUCGUGAAAACCCAGCAUGUGUUGUCUUUUGAGAAGUGUUGGUUUGUCCUUGCUCAGGCAAUGUAUUUCAAAGAAAAAGAACAAUUCUUACUUCAGCUGAGGCAGUCGGGUAACUCUUUACAGAGGCUUCAUGUCAUGGAUCAUUUGGGGCACAUUUGCUUCUUCCCUAUUUCAUUGUUGUUAUUUUUGUUUUUAAAGAAGGGUUUGGAACUUGAAUAGAGGAGUUAACUAGGAGAGAUUGUCUGAGGCUUUCCUGCCUUGAUAAAUCAUUUCCUGCUGUUUUGUUUUCGCUGCUUUUCCGAGGUCCCUCUCCAGUCAUAGGGAUGCUCACAUUGUGCGAUUCAGCACUGAAGCAUUGACCCAAAACAUGGAGAUUGUUUAUUUUACAAUUACCCUGAGCUUGUGUGAGCACACCUGCAGUUUAGUCAGAGCAGAUGCACUUUUUCCCUGCCCUGCUUGACCCCCCUUGCUCUCACUCCACAAGCGAAAUGUAAAGGUGUGUUUUCCUGGAGUUAUCUUUUUUUGUAGCUGUCUGAAAAACCUGAUGAGCAUUAUCUAAACAUAGAAGCUGACCAGAAGUCAUUAGCUUCCUAGAAAGUGACAAUUGGAGCACUAGAAACUAUGCAGAAAAGUGGCUUUCCCUAGAGCAGAUGUGGCUUUAUUAACCUUCCUGCUCAGUGGCAAGGUUUUGUACCCCAGGUAAAUCCCAGUUCUUCACACCUUUUUCCACUAAUACAAUGAAGGGACUAAGCUUUCUGAGCAGAGCACAUUCCCAGUGUAAAAGCAGCAUUUCAUAUUAAAAUACUACAUGGACUGGCAGUGCUACAGAAGGAAAGGAAUCUGCUGUAUUUGGUGACUGCUUUUGAACUGUCACAUUGAGGGCAAUCCAGACAAAACCUUGAUUCUUUCACUUGGGAACAAAAGCUGAACAGAGUCUGUGGACACCAGUGCAAUGUGUGACAGAAGAGGAAGGGAAACCGUUCACCAGGGUCUCAGAAAGGGUGAGGAGUGUGACUGUGAAACAGGACAGGCUUCCUGUGGUGGGGAAGGCUUUAGAUCUGUACCAAACACAUACAGUAACAAUGUGAGGAGAGUUUAUGGUUUGGAGUGUUUACAGUUUUGGAUGGACAUGAAAGCAAGCUGUUCAGCAGCAAAGGCCUCGUUGAACUUGCCAUUCAGCAUCUUAAAUCCCUCUUUGCAUGAACUGUGUAGUAAUUGAUUCAAAGAAACGUUAUUGAAACUGUCACACUCAAGUGCAAAUAGGUUUGUGAAGUUUCCCAUUUAGAAAGUAAAUCGAAUCUCUGGUUCCCCUGUUUCACUGGUAGACCUGGAAGUUACUGGGGUGAUCAUCAUGCUGGAGUGAAACUUACACUUACGCAGUAUUUAACUGUAUGAUGAUGUGGUUGCUUUGGAAGUGCCAGAGUCUAGCUGUGUAUUUUAUGUAGAUAGUCACAAAAGAAAUUUAGCCAGAUUACAGAAGAGCCAUACGAAAAGAGGAGACGGUAAAUCAAAUCUUUGUUUUCAUAGCAAGACUGGCAAACCAAGCUAAACUGCUAACCAAAUGACAUACUAGCAUGGUGAUCUACAUGAGUCAGAGUUGUAAAUACUGACCUGGGUACCUACACAAAUGUUUUCACCAAAACACAAAGUGUGUUGGUGCCAGUAUUUAGCUACAGAUGCGUUCAGUCCUUCUUGCUUUUGUCGUGGAAUAAGACUGAGAGUACUCUGCACAUUUGAAAAUGUUCUUGACCUGCUUGUAAAUUUGACUUUAUGCCACAGUCCCAAAGUAUUUGAGCCUGUGAAUAAACCCAUUAAUGCUCUAUAGUAAUAAUACUGUAUAAUAGGAUAUGGCACUGUUACCAUGUAGUACUCUGAUGUAUUAUAUAUAACUGUAGUACCACAGAAUCCUAGAAUAGUAGGGAUUGGAAGGGACCUAUAAGAGAUCAUCUAGCUAUAUAGUUCUAUGUAAUGUUAGUACUUCUUUUCCUAGUGCUCACUGCAGAUUUGAUAUGAAACCAGGUGAAAUAAUUAACUGUUCAGUAGCCGUGGAAACCAGUGAGCUUCAAUUCUGUAGAGAUAUUUCAGAAGUUAUUAAUAUCUCUAGGAGGGGAAUGGGACUUUUAAAAGUAAGUUCAUGCUGAGGUAAAGAAUAGACCUAAAAGUAUGCAUCAGUACUUUUUAUCAAUGUGGAAAAGUUGUGUUCCAUUUGCCUUCAAAUUGCUAAACAUACAAAACACCGUGGAACUAUUGAGAAGUGAGCAACCCUCAAUUUCUUAUGGGGUAAAAAGAAGUCAAUGGUUACCUUUCAAUAUAGUUUAAGCACCAUUUGAAAAUGUGAAAUGCAUGGAAGUAUGCUGCAAAAAUGUGUAUUUUCUUAUUGGCUGCUGUAACUGAACCUAAAAGUAAAAUGACCUUGUUCUUUUUCCUCAGGAAAGCCUUUGCUGUAGUAGCACCUGUGAGUGGCCUUGCUCUGCUGCCCUCUUGUAUAUGUUUCAAUUUCAGGUUCUGUGGGUAAUACUUAAAUACAGUUACUGGUUUGAACGUAAGCAGAAGGCCUAUGACCACCAAAAUUACAGUCUUAUACUGUGAAACAGCAGUGGGACAAGGAGAGGCAUACGUAGAAGGUUUGGUACUUUGCUGGCAGUUGUCUCUGUUUGCUUUGCAAAGGUGGAAAACGUACAUUUUGGUUGGUUCUGUUCAGAAGAUGCCUGUUGGGUAACGACCUCUCAGAGUCUUUCCUCUCUUU